AUGCCCAUUAUUUGGGGAGAACUAGGACACAAAGGCUGCCCGGGCUCGGGCCUCGUCCCUCACGACUGGCGCGUCUGCUGGGGCCUGGGCCCUCAAACCGAGCCCGACCCCCUCGGCCCCGGCCACGCCCGGCCCUUCGGCCGCCGCGCCCCCAGGCCCCCCAAGGUCCUCACAGGCCCGAGGACACGCGAGGGCCUCCUGUCUCACCUCGAGUUUUACGGGGACCGACGGCGGUGCCCGCGCCUCCACCCGCCCGCACACCUGGCCCCGCGCUGCAGUGGAGACAGCGGCAGAGGCGGCACGACCGUCACGUGCCGCAGAACCAAGAGGCCUCGGCUACCGCGGCUGCCGCGCGAGCUAGCCCCACCGCGCGAAGCCCGGCCCUGCGUCCGCCCCUCGCUCCUGAGUAGCCAGGGCCGGCGCCAAGUCCCGCCCCCCCGCGGGGCAAAUGGCAGCCGGCAGAAGGGGUGGGAGAUCCACUGGGCCAUGGGGAAGGGCCAGUUCCCGGAGGCGGCCUGUGAGGGGCCGGGAUGGAACCUGGCGCGGGCUCCCCGGCCCGGCCUGGAGUUGACUGCACAGCGCUGUCUGAGUGGUUCAGAGAUCGGGCCAGGCCUGGGACAGCAGCUCAGCACCUCCAACACGUCCCCCAGCAGUGCCCCUGGCUUGCCUUCAUCAUUCUGGACACCAGAGCUCCAGAGGCAAGGGCCCAGCCCGGGUCGCCCGCGUCCUGUAGGCUCAGCACCGGGCACCCGCGCGCCCGACAAGGCCCACUCGGCCCUCGCCCUGGAGGUCUUCAGGUGCCCGGCCUUGGGCCACGCCGGCCGCCUGUGGGAGCAGGUGCGGCAGUUCUGGACCGACCACUUCUCGAGGCGCUUCUCGCCGCGGCGCCCGCCGCUGCGCCGCAUCUCCUCCAUGUCCACCUUCUACCUGCUGGACCACCGGACGCGCCAGGCGGAGCUGGGCCUCAGCUACGGCGCGCCGCGCACGCGCCUGAGCGACCAGGCCUUCGUGUUCCGCGGCGGCCAGUGGAGCGUCGAGGGUCUGCCGGUGAGGUCGCGGCCGCCGCCGUCCUCGCCAACCAUGUCGGGCUGGAAGCCGCCGGUGCAGCGGGUCAAGAGCCAGGUGCUGCUGGAGGAGAACAACUACCUGAAGCUGCAGCUGGAACUGCUCAUGGACAUGCUGACUGAGACCACGGCGCGCAUGCACCUGCUGGAGAAGAAGCUCGACACCCAGGCCAGCUCGGCGGCUGCGGCGCGCCCCUGGCAGAGGAAGAGGAGCAAACGCGAGGGCGCGGGCGGCGUGCUCAUGAUCGAGCCGCGCGCUCUGGAGUCGCGGUGACGCAAUAAAGCCCGUACGGCUCACG
Molecule: messenger RNA, 1363 nt
Organism: Ailuropoda melanoleuca (giant panda)
Lineage: Eukaryota; Metazoa; Chordata; Mammalia; Carnivora; Ursidae
Gene: CBY3
Product: chibby family member 3
Exons: 5
Coding region: 1-1338 (445 amino acids)
Source: RefSeq, a predicted model, not a curated record